GAGCAAGUCCCCUUCUUGCUGAUACGCCGUUGCUUGCCGAAGCGCGCAUUGAGAUAGAGCGAGAACCCCGCCAUCCCGAGUAGCAGCUGUGGGUAGGUGCAUGUGUUGGUAAGGAAGGUACUCUGGUGUUCCCUUCCCGGUGCAGCAGAUUUCUGGUCAGCUCUGUUACGCCCGAUGUAGAAGGUCCAGUCCGGCGUCAUGCCCCGCACCUCAUUGUUCAGAGGUCUUGCCCGCCCUCAGACGACUGGAAAGUUUGCUCUUACAUCCCCAAAACCCCUCCCGUGUUGGCAGUCAAUAUCCCAUUCCCGCCGUCACUACCUCUCUCCAGCAGUACAAGCACACCAAGCUCGCAAGAUGGCUCCCCAACUUGACGGCUACUUCAAGCAGGUCGAUGCCGACGCCGACCACUUCAUCGAGCGCCUCCGCAAGGCUGUUGCGAUCCCCUCCAUUUCUGCCGAAGUCGAGCGCCGCCCCGAUGUCGUCAAGAUGGGCGAAUGGCUCGCUGCCGAGCUGAAGGCCCUCGGCGCCUCUGUCGAGCUUCGACCUCUCGGCGAGCAGCCCGACAAACCCGGCCUGCAGCUGCCCCCCGUCGUUCUUGGAAGAUACGGAAGCGACAAGAACAAGCGUACCAUCCUGGUCUACGGCCACUACGAUGUUCAGCCCGCCGAGAAGAGCGACGGCUGGGCGACGGAGCCUUUUGAGCUGUCCGUCGAUGACAAGGGCAGGAUGUUCGGUCGUGGUGCUACCGACGACAAGGGUCCUGUGCUUGGCUGGUUGAACGCCAUCGAGGCUCACCAGAAGGCUGGCAUCGAUUUCCCCGUCAACCUCCUCAUGUGCUUUGAGGGCAUGGAAGAGUACGGCUCUGAGGGUCUUGACGACCUUAUCAACGCCGAGGCCAAGAAGUACUUUGCCGACGCCGACGCCGUCUGCAUUUCUGACAACUACUGGCUCGGAACCGAGAAGCCCUGCCUGACCUACGGUCUCCGUGGCUGCAACUACUACUCCGUCGAGAUCUCUGGUCCCGGCGCUGACCUGCACAGCGGUGUCUUCGGCGGUACUGCCCAGGAGCCAAUGACCGACUUGGUUCGUGUCCUUGGCUCUCUGGUCGACACGAACGGCAAGAUUCAGAUUCCUGGCAUCAACGACCAGGUUGCUCCCGUGACCAAGGAGGAAGAGAACCUGUACGAGGGUAUUGCCUUCACCAUGGACAAUCUCCACGAGUCCCUUGGCAGCAAGACCACCAUCUUUGAGGACAAGAAGCCCACACUCAUGGCCAGAUGGCGCUACCCAUCUCUCUCCCUCCACGGUAUCGAGGGUGCCUUCUCCGCCCCCGGCGCGAAGACUGUCAUUCCUGCCAAGGUGACCGGCAAGUUCUCCAUCCGCACCGUGCCGAACAUGGAGAUCGACGCCACCAAUGAGAUCGUCUACAAGUACGUUAAUGAGCAAUUCGCGAAGCUCAAGAGCAAGAACACCCUGAAGGUCUGGGCUCAGCACACCGGCAAGUGGUGGGUUGCGUCGCCCAAGCACUGGAACUUCUCCGCCGCCGCCAAGGCCACCGAGCGGGUCUGGGGCGUGGAGCCUGACUUCACUCGCGAGGGUGGAAGCAUUCCCGUCACCCUGACCUUUGAACAGGCCACUGGCAAGAAUGUUCUCCUCCUGCCCAUGGGUAGCUCCACUGACGGCGCCCACUCUAUCAACGAGAAGCUGGACAAGCGCAACUACAUCGAGGGCAUCAAGCUCCUCGGCGCCUACCUGCACUACGUUGCUGAGGAGCCCAUUGAAUAAAUGGCCACCUUAGUUUAGCAAGUUCUCACACUACAACCAACCACGCGGCUAGGCCAUGCACACACAGUCAGGUGUGCUUUUGAUCAGCCAAUGAUGAGUCGCACAAGGCGUAAGCAUGGCGUACAGUAUGUUGUCGGCUAGUGGAAGCUGUUGCAGAUUUGCUUCGAGUAUUCACUGCGAAGAUCAAGCCAUAGGUCACGUAAUCAAAAAAUACCCAACAAAGUCAUAUCAGCCA
This is a messenger RNA of Colletotrichum destructivum, 2020 nucleotides long. RefSeq names its product Putative peptidase M20. Gene Ontology annotation, biological process: proteolysis. The transcript is spliced from 2 exons. The record is from RefSeq and is a predicted model, not a curated record. Gene Ontology annotation, molecular function: metallodipeptidase activity. NCBI's taxonomy places the organism in Eukaryota, Fungi, Ascomycota, Sordariomycetes, Glomerellales, Glomerellaceae. The coding region runs from base 199 to 1785 and encodes 528 amino acids.